AAGGCCACCUGAGUUUCUUGGUCGGUUAACACGUGCGUCUUAAUCUAUCCAUUUUCAAGAGUUCAGUCAGUCAGCAACACACGUGUGAUAAGUAAGCUAGUUGACGUAGCAACCCACUCGCAUCAGUCCGAGUUGCCUGGGAGCAAAAACCGAAAGAGCCUCCGAUUCUGUAGGGAAGGAGAGGGAAAUUGUCGUCCAAGAAAUGCGGAGCAUACCGUUGGGAAUCUCGGUGACCUCAACCUCAACCUCCAUAAACAACUCCAGAACUUCGUCUUGUCUCAACAACAAUCUCAAUUUCAAGAAACCACUGAACCCAUCUUUCCCUUCUAGGGUUCCUUGCUCUUCCCAUGAAUUCUCUUUCUUCUCCUCUUCCUCCAAAUCAGGAGUUUGCAGAGCCAGUCAAGUGGUUGAUUUAUUUCCCACUGUGUAUCCCGAGAUUGUUGUCAGGGAGGCCAGGUUAGAGGACUGUUGGGAAGUGGCUGAGACUCACUGCAGCUCCUUCUUCCCUGAAUACUCCUUUCCAUUAGAUUUUGUGCUGAGGCUUGACAGGCUGGUGGCAAUGCUAGCAGGAUUCUCUGUACCUAACGGAUGCAGGAGAACUUGUUUGGUUGCCGUGAUUGGUAAUGGUAGCUCCAUUGGUGAAACCUUCUUUUUGGGAAAUGAAGAUUUCAAAAUUGGUGGUUUUGAUGGGAAACUAUGUCUCAAUAGAGGAUAUGUGGCUGGAAUUUUAACAGUGGAUACUGUGGCUGAUUUCCUUCCAAGGAAAGGACCCCUCCGGAAGAGAAGGACUGGAAUUGCAUAUAUAUCAAAUGUUGCAGUUCGAGAGAGAUUUCGACGCAAGGGAAUAGCUAAAAAGUUGAUAGCAAAGGCUGAGGCUCAAGCCAGGAGCUGGGGCUGCCGUGCCAUUGCAUUGCACUGUGACUUGAACAAUCCCGGUGCCACAAACCUGUAUAAAGGCCAAGGUUUCAGAUGUAUCAAGGUGCCAGAAGGAGCAAAGUGGCCUAAGCCAAAGACUUCUCCGGAUAUGAAGUUCAGCUUCAUGAUGAAGCUUCUAAACACCUCAGCUGCUGCUUAUAUGCCCAGUGAAAAUGUGAAAAGUUAUAAAGGGUAAUCACCAUCAGAAUAGAAAGCCUAAAGAGUAGGAUGAUUGAGAUUAGUUUGCUGUAUAUGUAGAUGAUUUACUCAAGGAAUUAGCUGCCGAUCUUGUAGCAAUGUAUUUUUUAUGGAGUCGUGUUGUCAUUGUGCCAUGACUUGUAUGUAUGAUAUAAAUACAAUUCUUGUAAAGCGAUCACAAGUUACAAUCAAGUUCACAAGGAGUAUCUUGGGCAGCAAAUCUGGAUCCUCCUUUCCUCUA
This is a messenger RNA of Alnus glutinosa, 1354 nucleotides long. Its product is annotated as GCN5-related N-acetyltransferase 4, chloroplastic. Bases 203 to 1111 code for a protein of 302 amino acids. Gene Ontology annotation, cellular component: chloroplast. Gene Ontology annotation, molecular function: N-acetyltransferase activity. The record is from RefSeq and is a predicted model, not a curated record. The transcript has 3 exons. Gene Ontology annotation, biological process: N-terminal protein amino acid acetylation. NCBI's taxonomy places the organism in Eukaryota, Viridiplantae, Streptophyta, Magnoliopsida, Fagales, Betulaceae.